AUGCAUCCAUCAUCAUGUGGACAUCAACAUCAAGUUCAUGGACCCUAUAAAAAUAGGCGCUCGACUCAGAAUCCUCACUUUCCGGCGCCUCGUCUUGGUCAAGCGAAGCAUCCGCAACCUCUUGCAGAAAUGUCUCUCACUUUCGUUAUUGUCUCCAUUCUUGCAUUGGCUUCUGGAGCUAACGCUGUCAUCUCUGGGAACUACAACUGUACCACUUAUAACGGUACAGCUUUUGUCUAUACCCCAGCUGCUGUCGCUUGCUCGAAUGUCAUCUCCGACGCUUCCUGUCAAGUCCUCUACGCUGCUCCAAAUACGUUAUAUCCAGCUUCUGGAAAUGAUGCCGAAAGAGCUUAUGCCUGUUACACAACUGCCACAGCUACUCCAGCUGCCACAGUCAACGACAUGGUAACUGCAGCAAUCUCCACGUGCCCAAAGACUUGUGGAUUCUGUUGUCAGACUAGUGCUUACUCGUGCUCCAAUGUUGCUUAUCCACGCCUUGACUGUAAUACCAUCACUGCUGCCCAGUGUGCCUCUUCUGUCUGGAGAACCAUCAUUGCCGCCGAGUGCCCAGCUGCCUGUGGAUUCUGUAACGACGGAGGAUGUGUCGAUGGUGUCGUCGGAUGUGCCAAUGAUAUCUCCAUCUGUAACACCAUUGGAUUGGAAACAUUCGUGGCCACUUAUUGCCAGAGAACCUGCGGAAAAUGUGCAUCCUCUACCACCACAGCUUCAUCUGCCUCAUCAAGCACCUGCACUUCUUACAACGCUGAUUCCAGCAGCUCGUGCACUGCUUGGGCUAAGAACGGAUUCUGCACUAACACCUUCUACACUACCGCUGUGAGAAAAUCUUACUGUGCAACCACUUGCAAGCUUUGCUAG
Caenorhabditis remanei is the source of this 876-nucleotide messenger RNA. RefSeq lists its product as uncharacterized. The coding region runs from base 1 to 876 and encodes 291 amino acids. NCBI's taxonomy places the organism in Eukaryota, Metazoa, Nematoda, Chromadorea, Rhabditida, Rhabditidae. The record is from RefSeq and is a predicted model, not a curated record. The transcript is spliced from 3 exons.